Molecule: messenger RNA, 3385 nt
Organism: Lineus longissimus
Lineage: Eukaryota; Metazoa; Nemertea; Pilidiophora; Heteronemertea; Lineidae
Product: transforming growth factor-beta receptor-associated protein 1-like
Exons: 20
Coding region: 119-2707 (862 amino acids)
Biological process (GO): autophagy; vesicle-mediated transport; endosomal vesicle fusion
Cellular component (GO): cytoplasm; membrane
Source: RefSeq, a predicted model, not a curated record
GAUGGUGGACACUUGGCAGUUCCUGCCCAUUUUUCUGAUAAAUUAUUCGAUAUUUUGAAGCUUGUAGUGGUUAUUGAUUAAUGUUAUACCUGGGAGAAAGCGUUUAGACCAUGCAGACAUGAGUGUGAAGGCAUUUGAGCUUAUACCCGCUGUCGAGCGGGUAAAAUUGAUGGGAGACAAGGCUAGAACACAGAUUGAGUGUAUUGACUGCUGUGGCAAGAAUCUGUAUAUUGGAACAAAUGACUGUUUUGUAGUUCACUACUUCAUUGAGGAAAAAACACAGAGCAAUGGGAGAGUGACUUACCAUUCCGAGAAGCAAGGUCAUAAAUAUCUGGCAGUGAAAAAGCCGGUAGUCCAAGUCAAAGCUGCAUCUGCCUUAAACCGGAUCAUGGUCUUAUGUGACAAUACUCUGACCCUUCUCAACAUGUUUGACUUAGAGCCAAUACUGAGUGGUGCUAAAAUCAAGGGAGUGGUGUCAUUCUGUUUGAAUGAGAACCCUGUCAAAGCAAGCCCUUUCAGUGUGGAGAUUUGUGUGGCAUUGAAGAAGAGGCAGGUGCAAAUAUACACUGUGACUGAAGACCGGAUGGUCCACAUCAAGGAAGUAGGACUACCAGAGUCUCCUCUUACCAUGAAAAUGGACCACAAUUGCAUCUGUAUUGCUUGCACUAGUCAGUACCUAGUGGCAAAUUUUGAGACCGGACAAACUCAGGACCUCUUCCCCUAUGAACAUGAAUUUACCACACCUUUGGUUCUACGUAUAGGCAGAGAUGAGUUUCUUGUGAGUGGCCCAAGUGCAUUGGGUAUGUUCGUGACGUCUGCUGGCAAUUCCCAACGCCCACCACUGCAAUGGAGCGAUCGCUUGGUUUCCAUUGGUUACCUUCAUCCGUACAUCCUAGCCAUGAAUGAUGAGUUCAUUACAGUUCAUAGUAUUCUUGACCAGCAGCAGAAGCAGAGUAUACCAUUUCAAGGGGGUAAAUUUCUUGGCGAGUUCGAUGGUCGACUGCUCGUAUCCUCGGGGAAAGAGAUAUAUGGUCUGAUGCCAGUGGCCUGGGAAAAACAAAUUCAGGGAUUACUUGUGGAUAAGCGGGUUACGGAGGCGUUAGAACUUGCCAAGAAUGCGAGAACAACAGCAGCCAAUAAAGAGAAAUUUCAAAAGCUGUACCGCCGAAUCCAACAACAAGCAGCAUUCAUCGAGUUUUCCGAAUGUCGGUUUGAUGAGGCGAAAGAGUUGUUCAAAGAGGGACAGAUUGAUGUACGAGAGGUGCUGACUCUUUACCCCAACAUAAUGCCAGAUGCCUCCACGUUCAUGCGAUCACAGCCCCCCUUGCACGAGAUAGCAGACAUCAACCAGCUGUCUAGAGGCAGCAAAGACAGGGUCAUGGAGUACAAGAGAUUCUUGAAGACAUACCUAGAGGAGAUUAAAGAGGGAAACUUGCAAAGAGAUUGUGCUAAGGAAAUCGACACUGCCCUAGUCAAAUUAUACGCUGAGACGAAUUCGGCUGAAUUAGUGACAUUACUUGCCAUGGAGAAUAGCUUCGAUCCGAAAGACUGUGUUGAGUGCUUACAGAACAAUCAGAAAUAUUAUGCUCUCGGUCUUAUGUAUCAAUUCCACGGAGAAAAUGAUAAAUCUCUAAGUAUAUGGACCAAAUUAGCAGAUGGUGAAUAUACGGAUGAAUCAUUCCCAGGGUUUGAGUUUGUGGUGGAAUUUCUAGCAAAUUUAGACGAUCAAGAUCUUAUCUGGAAAUAUGUUGAUUGGGUGCUAGCAAAAAAUCAAGAAAUAGGAAUAAAGGUGUUUACUGAACGUCCACCAAAUGAAUCUCCAAGUGAAAAGAUGCGGCCAGAUACCAUUAUAGAUUAUCUCGAUCCCGUACGGUUUCCUGAUGCCGUCAUUAUGUAUUUAGAAUAUCUAGUGUUCCAGAAGAAAUUAGAGAAAGAGAAGUACCACACCCAUCUGGCUGUGUUAUACCUUGAUGCUGUGCUAAAACUGAGAGACAACCAAAAUUCUAAGAAAGAGGACUUGGAUAAAGCUAGGAGUAAACUGCGGCACAUGCUGCAGAUGUCAAGUCUCUACCGGGUUCAACUCAUUCUUGGUAAAGUCAAAGAAACAGACAUGUAUGCAGAAAUGGCCAUACUUUAUGGGAAGCUUGAUGAGCAUGAUAAAGCCCUGCGAAUCCUUGUCCACAAGCUAAAAGAUUUCGGCCAAGCAGAGAAUUAUUGUGUAAUAAACUCAAAAGGGAAGGAACCGCAUUACAGGAAACGACUCUUUCAAAUUCUCCUCGGAGUUUAUCUAGAUCCCACCUAUGAGAGAAGCGACCUUCUUGUUACACCGGCCAUAUCACUGCUCAACAACGACGAAGCGGACUUCGAUACAAUCAAGGUGUUACAACAACUUCCCGACAACUGGUCAGUUAGUUUACUUUCCCAGUUCUUACACCGGUCAGUCAGGACGAGCUUAGACAACAGUCGGACGACCCGAAUACAGACUACGUUAUCCAGAGGAGAGAAUCUGCAGGUCAAACAGACAGUGAUCACUGCUUGUCGAAAUCCAAUUCUAGUCAAGGAAGACAAGACCUGUGCGGUGUGUAAUCGAGUUUUCAGUGAACCAACAUUCGUACGAUAUCCCAACGGAGUGAUGUGCCAUACUCAUUGUUCUCGCAGUAAAUACGUGUGUCCAGUCACGGGGAGGAUGUUCAGUGCCAAGAAAUAAAACAAAACAACUUCGAUCAAAAUUUUAUUGAUUUGUCGAGAGAAGUUGAUUGUUUACCUGUUGUCUCACAAGGGCCAAUAAAACUCCACCUUUUCUAAAGUUAACAUGAUGUCAUGCACCAGCCCAUAAUUGUAGUGAAGUACAGAUUGUCUUUUAGCCCUUGCGCAAAACUAUCGGAAACCAAUUGAGAAAACAGGUUUAGGAUGCUAUAUAUAUUUCAGGUUUGUCCUAAAUUGUCUUUUGAGGACAAAGUCGCAACCUGAGUGCAGUUCAACUUUCUCUCACUAGGGCAAUCGUAUUUUUCCCAGAUACUCAGUUGACAGAUGACCAAGGGUGUUUCUUUUUUCACAUUACCAUUGGUCUGGAUGAUUUUCAUGCUUGAAGCAUGGGUGUGAUGAUCGGUGUUGCUGUUAUAGGCGUGGAAAAUGGGGAUAAAUCACUCGAGCUCCCAGGAGUAUGGCUCCAGUGACAUCAAGUUUGAAAACAAGGAUAGGGAGAGAGCACAGUAAAAUAUUAAGUAAACUGCCCAUAUCAAGAGGUAUGGAAUUAAAAGUCUGAUGUUUAAUUCUUGCUCGUGUCAAUUUCUCUGUUAUUUUGUUGCGUCUGUCUAUGUACAUUUCCUCAUCUGAAAAAGGAGCUUGUUAUAUAUAUAACUAUGUAAAUACUAUUCAAGAACAA